GCGCCAUGGCGGAGCUUUCGGCCGACGUGUGUGCUUUCCUGCGGGAGCACCCGAGUCUGCGGCUGGAGCCCGGCGCCCACAAGGUGAAAUGCGCGCUCACCGGCCACGAGCUGCCCUGCCGCCUGCCCGAGCUCCAGCUCUACACCCGCGGCAAGAAGUACCGGCGGCUGGUCCGCGCCGCCCCGGCCUUCGACUACGCAGAGCUCGAGCCGCACAUCGUGCCCAGCACCAAGAACCCUUCUGGACGGGGUCAGCCUCGCACGUGUAAGGAGAAUUCGGUGGAGCUGGACACGCAUGGCCGCCAGUGGCUGAAGGGAAGUGGGCGAGAGCGGCUGCUCCUGUUCAUCCCGCGCCUUGCCUGCCGGUCUCCCACGUGCCUUUCCUGGUCCUCGACGGGCUGCCCAGACUGGCCAGGCCUGUGUUCCAGGGCAAGGCACCAGCUGUUCUGCAGGCUCACCCUGCGGCACAUCAACAAGUCCCCAGAGCACGUGCUGAGGCACACCCGGGGCCGCCGGUACCAGAGAGCUCUGCGAGAAUAUGAAAAGUGUCAGCAGCAGGGUGUGGAGUACGUGCCUGCCUGCCUCUUGCACAAGAGGAGGAGGAGAGAAGACCAGACAGAUGGCGCCAGGCCGCGGCGUCCGAAAGAGGCCUUCUGGGAACCUGUGUCUAGCGACGAUGGCGCAGCCACGAGUGACAGUGGCGACAGCAUGACGGAUCUGUACCCACCCGAGCUGUUCACCAGAAAGGACCUGGGAGGGACGGAGCCUGGGGACAGCACCGAGGACUUUCGGACAGAAGAGGAGGGCGAGGAGCCAAGGCGCGCCACAGGGACGAGCCCCGGGGACGGAGAGCCGGCGGCGGCCCAGGCGCUGGUCCACAAGCGGAGGAAGAAGCAGUUGAGCUCAUCGAGGAGGAAGUUUAGAAGUCGUCAUCGUGAGGCUCAGAGCUCCGGCUCUUUUAAACAGUCCGGUUUGUAAACGGCCGCAGACAAAGCGCGUGUGGAGCACCAUCGAGAACUCCUCAGCCACCGGACCCCGCGCUCCUCUUCCAGCCGCCCGCAGUGCGUCCUCGCAGCCACUGAGGUGCCCCAGGGCCUUCUCCCUCCACCCUGCGCCGGCUGCCCCCGAAGGUGGGGCUGGGGUCAGAGCCCCGGGCGUCAGGUGCACGCUCCCCACCCCCAGGGAGCACAGGCACCCUGAGGGAAGAGCUCGGUCCAGACGUGGCUUCUGAGUGCUCCUCAGCGAAGCCUGGAGGGUCUGUCAAGCUCACUCGGCGUCCAGGGAGAGGCCUGGCCAGGCCCCGCACCGGCGGGACAACACCAGAGGAUCACACUGCGUACAACAAAUGCCAUUAUUUAUUUCGAUGUUUCCAAAAAUCAAAACGUUUUCAAACACAACUAAGAUAUAAAAUACAGCAUAAAAUGAGAUUUAUACCUAUUUCCCACAUAAAGCAAAAAAAUUUUCAGAAAUUGUUUUGUCAAAGCCAA
Molecule: messenger RNA, 1486 nt
Organism: Enhydra lutris kenyoni (northern sea otter)
Lineage: Eukaryota; Metazoa; Chordata; Mammalia; Carnivora; Mustelidae
Product: surfeit 2
Exons: 7
Coding region: 6-977 (323 amino acids)
Source: RefSeq, a predicted model, not a curated record